GAUAAAUCGAUAUUACUAACAAACAACAAAUAAAUUUAAGGAAUAUCAAAAAUAAAAAUAAAUGUUUUCCGUUUGACCAUUUCGAAAGCGUCAAGAUGGGAUUCGUUUUGUCGAAAUUUCGGAAGGAAAAAUCGACGGAAGAGGUUCUGGAGGGACUGCAGGUACAGAUCAAAGAAUUGGAGAAAUACAUGAUCAAUACGCAAGAAAGGAAGCGGAGCUUCGUCACAAACUUUCUUGGCAUCACAAUUGGAGCAUACAUAGUCGGCUUUGGACUAUGGUGUUGCUUUUAUUUCCCAACGACAUGGAAAGAGCGCAUCGUGUACUUGGUGCCGCUGCUCCUGUUCCCCAUUAUCAUCGUUUCAAUGAGACAGAUGUUUACGUGGUACUUUCAGCGCAAGCUUAACAAAAAUGGCGAUAAGCUGGGUCAGCUGAAGGAGAAGAAGAAAAAGAUAUUGGAGCAGGUCAUGGACAAAGAGACCUACAAGGUGGCAGUGAAUCUCCUGGAACGCUUUGGCGACAAGAAGCUAAACCAGUCGUUUAGUCGUUCCACUGUAACCCAGCCUCAGCGCACGUCUCAGCCUGCAGCAAAAUUGUCAGGAGCCAGCGCGCAUCAGUUAUCGUUGACUCCAUACAGCAGUGUCUACCGCAACCGCAACGUAAACAACAACAAUCUUAACAGCUCGAUACUGUCGAUGACGUCAGCCUCUAUGGGCGCAGUGCAGGAAAUGCGUCGGCGUACGCCUUUUCCCGUGAUCGAUCAGAACCGGUCACGCAGCGCAGUAGACCGGAUUGUAGACUUUAUUGUAGGAGACACUCCGAUUCGCUACGGCAUGAUCUGCAAAGAGUGCGAUGGCCAUAACGGUAUGCUGCCGGAGGAUGAAUAUGUUUACACUUCAUUUCGUUGUGCCUUUUGCAAUGCCUUGAAUCCAGCUCGCAAGAAGCGACCAGUUGCUCCUCGUCUCUCACUAAAUCAGCAAACACCAACAUCAAACAAUCGCAUCGAUAGCUCCGGCAGCGAUUCUUCAGAUGAUUUCGACUCUGACAAAGAGGAAUUGACGCGCCGGGCUCUGCUACAAGACGCGCCCUUGAAUGACACUGAUAAGGAGGAGGCUGAGGACAAACACAAUACCCAAAGUGCAGCAACGGUGACGGAAAUAGGAGCAACGGAGACUGAAGCUACCGAGGUUGUAGCUAUGGAAACUGAUGAAGUGGUCGACGGAAAAGCCGAAGCUGAGGCUGCAUCGAGCUCCUAAACUAUCGCCAGUAUCAGUUUUAGGAACGAGUUGAGCAACGUUUUUACAUGGUUUGCUUUUUAGUCUACUUAUUUAACAAUUUGUUGGUAAGAUCAUUUGAAAGAUUUACUUAUGUUAGGCCGAAUUUAAAAGAAAAAUGUUAAAAUGAA
This is a messenger RNA of Drosophila subobscura, 1402 nucleotides long. RefSeq names its product endoplasmic reticulum junction formation protein lunapark-A (gene Lnpk). Gene Ontology annotation, biological process: endoplasmic reticulum tubular network organization. The transcript has 6 exons. The record is from RefSeq and is a predicted model, not a curated record. Gene Ontology annotation, cellular component: endoplasmic reticulum tubular network. Bases 96 to 1253 code for a protein of 385 amino acids. NCBI's taxonomy places the organism in Eukaryota, Metazoa, Arthropoda, Insecta, Diptera, Drosophilidae.